UAAUUCUAGUAUGGAUGACAAAAUUAGAAAAAUUAAUAAGGAAUUAGCGAGCAAAAAACCAAGCAGGGGUGGUGGUAAUCCUCAUCCAUGGCGUCGCCAUAAGAAACAAUAUGAUAGUGCCGCCAGCUCUGCCAUUAAUAAGCACGCCCUUUUUUAUGGUCCGCCGGGCACUGGUAAAAGCCAUUUAGCCCGAAUCUUUGCUGAAAAUGAAUCUUGUGGUUUUUGUUUUGUUAGUUUUGAAACUGAGACCUAUGUGGGUUCAGGAGUUACCAAAGGAACUGACCAAGGAAAAAUUAAACCAAUAGCAAUUAUCAUUGAUGAAUUGGACUCAGUAGGAGUUAAAGACCCUAGUGGCAGCAACACUUCCGCUAAUGAUGAGGUUAAUGCCAUUUUAAAAAUGUUCGACGAGAUAAACCGUGAGAACCUAAAUAUUGUUGUUGUUGGUAUAACUAAUUAUCCUUCUAUGCUGGACGGAGCUUUGACCCGACCUGGGCGUUUAGGGCGACAAAUUAAAAUCCCUUAUCCCCAAGGUGAUGAGGCUAGCCAGUUUGCCAAAGAAAUAGCCCAAGAAUACAAGAGUCACGAAGUAGGAUUUGCGUUUCCGGAUUUAGAGCAAGCUCUUGAAACUUCAUUAGCUAUCAAAGCCAAAGCGGGAGGAGAAAAAAUUAUUCCUGAUAAAGUACUAACUCAAUGUAGUGCGGGAAGUCUUGCUUAUCGAGGCGCUAAAAAAGCUACCUCUUAUGUCGCCCAAAAAAUUGCCACAGAAAUUGUUAGAAAAACUGUCGAAUACGGAAUAUUUAGUAUCAUAUUACAAGUAAAAGGUAUUGGGAAAGGCCGGGAUGCGGUAAUAAAAGAGUUUCUAAAAAAAGACUCUUUAAAAGUGGAAGAGUUAAUUGAUAAAACCCCACUGCCUUUUAAUGGCACACGUGUCGAUAAUUAUUUUGACAAAGUAUUUGACUUAGUGGUAAUUAACGCCAGUGUUAUUACUAUUGGUAUUUUUACUAUUAGUGCGCUAGCUGGUCUAGCCCCCGUGCCAAAAAACGAGGAAAUUAUUAAGCCACUUAUCCCCAUCAAUCACCUAGAAGGCCACAUUUAUGCUAGGGAAACCUUGGAUGAUGCGAUUGGUGAGUGCUUAGAUAAAGCGGCGAUUUUAUUAGGCUAUAAUUAUCCCGGUGGUCCUCUUAUCGAAAAGUUGGCGUUGUCAGGAAAAAAUACUUAUCAAUUACCAUUUCCCAAAAACGAUAAAAGUUGCGAUUUUAGUUUUAGUGGUUUAAAAAGUAAAAUCAGUCGCUUAGUAAAUAAAGAAGAAGAUGUGAAGAUUGAAGUCGAAGAAAAUAUUGUCAAAGUCAGCGGCGAAAGAAAAGAAGAAAAAAAACAAGAUGAUGCUAAACAACAUUAUUCGGAAAUUUUUUACGGAAAAUUUUAUCGAGAGUUUGUUCUCCCAACCCUGGUUAAAAAAAAAGAAGUUAAAGCUCGUUAUGAAAAUGGAGUAUUGACUAUAACUGCUCCCAAGGCUCCUCAAAGCCAAGACCAUCAAGUUAAUAUUGA
Molecule: messenger RNA, 1548 nt
Organism: Ambispora gerdemannii
Lineage: Eukaryota; Fungi; Glomeromycota; Glomeromycetes; Archaeosporales; Ambisporaceae
Source: the annotation of a GenBank genome assembly